AUGCAAGGUUUCUAUGUUCAACCAGGAAUUUUCAGUCGUGUGACAGCAGGACUGCAUACAACACCGAAUGUUAUGGCAGAACCUUUAAAGAAAAAGAAGAGAGUGGAUCCUGCUGUUGAACAACAACGAAUAGGUAGAAAAAUCAGAAAAAUUGAAAAAGAGAUUAAACGUCUUAGUCGUUUCGACAGAAGAUUAAAGCCUAUUGAAGAAAUAGAAGGUGAUCGUCAAUUGAUGAAGGAAUUAAAAUCUCGUCAACGGUCACCGAUAGACGUCAGUGAAAAUGAAGUAGAUCAACGAAUAGGAAUUUGGAAGUGUUGGACACGUUAUCAAAGAGAAGUGACACACCGGGAGAAUCGACUGUAUAGAUCAGUAUUGGCAGCUCAACAAAAAGCUCUAAAGUGUUUGUAUGAAACAUCCCCCAACUUGUACAAAGAAGCUAUUCAACCUUAUGCUGAAUUAUUAACAGUGGGAGAAUCCACUGGUUCACAAAAAGGAGAAAAAGGAUUGGCUAUGAAUCUAACACUAACUGGUCCGUAUAUUGGUGCGCCUAAACUGCACAGGGAAUUGAUUGAGUCCACAGGGGAAUAUGAUCCACCCGACGGGGAACACUGUGAUACAACACCUAAGCUAACUUAUGAUUUUGAAUUAGACUCACAGUUUUUAGCUGAACCAAAGAAAAAGAAAUUCACAUUACCAAAUAAAUAA
This is a messenger RNA of Trichobilharzia regenti, 705 nucleotides long. The record is from the annotation of a GenBank genome assembly. NCBI's taxonomy places the organism in Eukaryota, Metazoa, Platyhelminthes, Trematoda, Strigeidida, Schistosomatidae.